This is a messenger RNA of Diorhabda sublineata, 1489 nucleotides long. RefSeq names its product protein cycle. The transcript is spliced from 9 exons. The record is from RefSeq and is a predicted model, not a curated record. The coding region runs from base 14 to 1489 and encodes 491 amino acids. Gene Ontology annotation, cellular component: nucleus; transcription regulator complex; cytoplasm. Gene Ontology annotation, biological process: regulation of transcription by RNA polymerase II. NCBI's taxonomy places the organism in Eukaryota, Metazoa, Arthropoda, Insecta, Coleoptera, Chrysomelidae. Gene Ontology annotation, molecular function: protein dimerization activity; DNA-binding transcription factor activity, RNA polymerase II-specific; RNA polymerase II cis-regulatory region sequence-specific DNA binding.
UUUUUAAUUUGAAAUGGUGGCGAGAAAUUUCGAAGUUCGAGAAGUUUCUAAUUCGCGUUUUUUACACGAAACAGACGAAGAUGAUGGUAGUUUUAUCACUUUGCAAGAACUUAAACCGGUUAUUGUGCAACAGGAAUUGCAAUCAUAUCAACGCAGUUAUUAUGAAUUACCCAGUAUGAUAGAUGACCCCUGCUCAUCGAGUUUAUCAUAUCAGUCAAAUCAAAAUUCGACGUCUGCUUUAGAUGAUAGUAGCUCUUUAUCAAGUUCAAAUAACAGAAAACGAAAAACAUAUUUUCACGACGAUAUUGAAGGAAAGGAAGAUGGCGGAGAAGAUAAUAAGUCUAUCAAAUCAAACGACGACAAUAAAAAACAAAACCACAGUGAAGUUGAGAAACGUAGAAGGGAUAAAAUGAACACUUACAUCACAGAGCUCUCUUCUAUGGUUCCGAUGUGUCACGCGAUGUCCAGAAAAUUGGAUAAACUAACUGUUUUAAGAAUGGCUGUGCAACAUUUGAAGUCUAUUAGAGGGGCCCUACCUUCCUAUACAGAAGGUCAUUAUAAACCAUCACUACUAUCUGAUCAAGAAUUAAAACACAUCAUUUUACAGGCUGCUGAUGGUUUUUUAUUCGUAGUUGGGUGCGAUCGAGGUAGAAUUUUAUACGUUUCAGAAUCUGUGUCAAAAGUACUCAAUUAUUCGCAGGGUGAUCUUUUAGGCCAAAGUCUUUUUGAUAUUUUACACCCAAAAGAUGUUGCCAAAGUUAAAGAACAGUUGUCUUCGUCUGAUAUUAACCCCAGAGAAAGACUGAUCGAUGCCAAGACUAUGCUUCCUGUCAAAACAGACGUUCCCCAAGGAGCGUCCCGCUUAUGCCCCGGUGCUCGACGUUCAUUUUUUUGUAGAAUGAAAUGUAAUGUUUCUUCACAAGUAAAAGAAGAAGCUGACACUACUACCGGUUACCAUAGACGGAAAAAAUACAAUUCAGAUAAAAAAUAUAACGUUAUUCAAUGUACGGGUUACUUAAAAUCGUGGGCACCAGCCAAAAUUGGUUUAGAUGAACAAGAAGAAGGAGACGGGGAAACAUGUAAUUUAUCGUGUUUAGUUGCCGUUGGAAGAAUUCUUCCACAUAUAUCGACAGUUGCUGCCAACUGUCAAGGAAGGCAUAAUAUUAGACAUAUACAAUUCAUAUCUCGACAUGCUUUAGACGGAAAGUUUUUAUUCAUCGACCAAAGGUCGACUCUGGUUUUGGGAUUUCUUCCUCAAGAACUACUAGGUACUUCGAUGUAUGAAUAUUUUCACCACGAGGAUAUUCAGUCUUUGGCGGAUUAUCAUAAAGUGGCUUUACAAAGUACAAAUUCUGUUACGACUGAAGUGUAUAGAUUUAGAACGAAAAGCGGUGGUUUCAUUAAGAUACAGAGCGAGUGGAAGGCGUUCAAAAACCCGUGGACCAAAGAAAUAGAGAAUUUUAUAUCCAAAAAUAAUCUCAUCCUGUAA